AUGGCCGGUUUGACAGAGUCUACGGCGACGGUGGCAGGCGGGCAUGAUGAAGCGGCGACAGAGAUGAAGAGCUCGUCGUCUUCUCUUGAAGGAAGCACAGAUUGCUCGGCCAGGAUGGAGGCGCCAAAGAUGCAUAUCGGCGGCGAGAAAGAGGCGGUAGACGCUGGCACAGCAGAUGCAGACAAGCAGCAGGAAGUGCAUCAAGAGAGCGAUCAGCAUCAAUUUCAAGAGAAAAACGGCAGUCCAGAUAAUGACACGCAAAAGGAAGAAGAGCCAGCUGGCUCCGGCGAGGUGAAGAUGUCAAAGGGCAAAGUCGCUCUCAUCAUGCUUGCUCUCUGCACGAUCGUAACCACUGCGUUGCCAACCAUCGCUAGAGAGUUUAACACAUCACAGGCGGAUUAUGCCUGGGUUGGAUCUGCAUAUUUGCUCGGUGCCGCCUCGUCAACUCCAUCAUGGGGCAAGGUCAGCGAUAUCUUCGGCCGGAAGCCCGUCCUGCUAGCUGCCAACGUCGUCUUCUUGGUCGGCUCGCUCCUGUGCGGCGUCAGUAUCAAUAUCAAGAUGUUGGUAGCCAGCCGUGUGAUUCAAGGAAUAGGAAGUGGAGGCCUUCUUACGCUUGUGAAUAUCUGUGUGAGCGACUUGUUCAGCAUGAGAACUCGAAGCAUGUACUUUGGUAUCAUCGGCAUGGUCUGGGCCAUCUCCGGCAUUAUUGGACCCGUUAUUGGUGGCCUUAUGACCCAGUACACCACCUGGCGUUGGUGUUUUUAUAUAAACCUUCCCAUUGACGGAGUUGCGUUUCUGAUUAUAUUUUUCUUCCUGGAGCUCCAUACCCCUACCACCCCGUUGCUCGCUGGUCUCCGUGCAAUUGACUGGCUUGGAUCUCUCGCUGUCAUCGGUGGUACGGUGAUGUUCCUUAUUGGCCUCGAAUAUGGUGGCGAAUCUUAUUCCUGGUCUUCUCCAACGGUCAUAUGUUUGAUUGUUUUUGGAAUAGUGGCAUGGGGCAUCUUCAUUCUUAUCCAGUGGAAGGUUUCGCGCUAUCCCGUCAUGCCCCUGUGGCUCUUUACCCAGCGGUCUACUCUCGCUGCAUACGGAAUAGUGCUCAUACAUGGGGCCAUUUAUACCAGCGGAAGCUUCUUCCUUCCACUCUACUUUCAAGCAGUGCUCGGAGAGACGCCCUUAAAGUCUGGAAUACUCCUCUUCCCUAACGUGAUAGCGGUUUCUAUCGUCUCCGCGGUUACCGGUAUCUUCAUCCGUAAGUCCGGGCUUUGUCUUCCGCCAAUUUGGUUUGGAACCACAGUUCUAGUUCUGGGAACAGGACUCUAUAUCAAUCUCCCAUCACACAGGUCGUUGGUCAAGGUCAUCCUCUACCAAUUAGUAGCUGGAAUGGGUAUCGGACCUAACUUCCAGGCCCCCAUCAUCGCCAUUCAGAGCCAUAUAAGACCCAGCGACAUUGCUACCGCCACCGCUUCCAUAGCCUUCUGCAGGAAUCUUGCGAGCAGUAUCUCCGUCGUAAUCGGUGGUGUCAUUAUCCAAAACAGACUUCAGGAUAAUAUUCUGCAGAUUCAACACCUUCUCAGCCCAAAGACCUUGGAAGCACUGCAAGGAGUCUCUGCUGGUGCUUCAGUCCACAUCAUCCAGGCUCUUCCACCAAAUGAAAAGCAGCCGGUUCUUGAUGCCUAUACCAAGAGUUUCAGCACUAUGUGGAUAUUCUACACUGCCUUCGCCGCUAUCGGGUUUCUGGUCAGCUUGCUUCUGCAGAAAAAGAAGCUUAACAAGGAACAUGAGGUUACUAAGACUGGACUCGACGCCCAGGAACGAGCAAGGAAAGAAAGACUCCAGAUGGAGAAGGAGGCAAAGAGUAGUCGAAAUAAGGCGGUGUGA
This is a messenger RNA of Nannizzia gypsea CBS 118893, 1878 nucleotides long. RefSeq lists its product as hypothetical. The transcript has 5 exons. The coding region runs from base 1 to 1878 and encodes 625 amino acids. The record is from RefSeq and is a predicted model, not a curated record. NCBI's taxonomy places the organism in Eukaryota, Fungi, Ascomycota, Eurotiomycetes, Onygenales, Arthrodermataceae. Gene Ontology annotation, biological process: transmembrane transport. Gene Ontology annotation, molecular function: transmembrane transporter activity.